Messenger RNA from Aspergillus puulaauensis, 1122 nucleotides. Its product is annotated as MOSC domain-containing protein. The record is from RefSeq and is a predicted model, not a curated record. Bases 1 to 1122 code for a protein of 373 amino acids. Gene Ontology annotation, molecular function: molybdenum ion binding; pyridoxal phosphate binding; catalytic activity. The transcript has a single exon. Lineage: Eukaryota; Fungi; Ascomycota; Eurotiomycetes; Eurotiales; Aspergillaceae.
AUGACACCAAUAUUCGCAGCAUUUCUUCUGCUUUGCUUCCUCGCAACAACCCCAUUCCUUCUCCGGCGCAUCCUUGGUCCCAAACCUCUCCGCGCCCUGCUCAAUCGCAAUGACACACCCUCCCAAGAACCCAGUGAAAUCAUCUCCCUCCGCGUGUACCCCAUAAAAUCAUGCCGCGGAUUCGAAACAUUAGCAACAAAGCAAUGCAUAACAGGUCUCGACCUUGACCGCCGCUGGAUGAUCGUUGACGCAGUAACCCACGUCUUCCUAACCAUCCGCCAGAUCCCGGAGAUGACACUCGUCACAACAGGCCUAAGUCCCAAUGGCGAGUCUCUCCUCCUCUCUACCACCGAUGAGACAGGCAAUAAGGGAGAUACAAUCGCCAUCCCGUCCCACCCAGACGAAGCCUGGCUAGCGCAGCAUACGACCCUAUCCUCAGACAUAAAGAUCUGGGACGCCGUUACAGACGGAUAUGUCUACAAUCCUGAAACCGGUGUGAAUCAGAUGUUUUCUACGUUCCUGAACCGCCCUGUUGUCCUGGUUUACAAGGGCCCUACGCCGCGGGUCCUAAAGGGGAAUGGGGAUCCCAGGGUCCUCGGCCGUGUCCAGGAUACGAAUUUCCCGGAUGUGCUCCCUGUGCUUAUUGCAUCACAGGCGUCGAUUGGUGAGUUGAAUGGACGGCUCAAGGCGCAUGGGCAUGAGGAGAUUACUAUUGAGCGGUUUCGGCCGAAUAUCAUUAUCCGGGAGCGUGAGGGGGCCGCUUGGGUUGAGGAUUCGUGGAAGACGAUUAGGGUUUCGGAGCCUGUCGAGGCUAACCCUGGUUCUGGUUCUGAUGGGACUUUGCUUGAGAAGGGGAAUCGUGCAGAGAAGGCGCUGACGUUUGACAUUGUGGCGAGGUGUGGCAGGUGUCAGGUGCCUAAUGUUGAUCCGGAGACGGCGGUGAAGCAUAAAAACCAGCCGUGGGAUACAUUGAUGAGUUAUAGGAGGGUUGAUGAGGGGCUCAAGUAUAAACCUUGCUUUGGGAUGUUGGGGGUGCCGAGGGAGGAGGGGGAGAUCAGAGUUGGGAUGCGGUUUGAUGUUUUGGAGGAGACGAGUGAGCAUCGAUAUAUUAAGGGGUUUUAA